UCCUCCCUUAAUUCCCAAGAAAGAGACAAAUAAUAAACAUACAUAAAAAAUAAAAAUAAAAAUAAAAACAGCAUAUUAUUAUUAUUAUUACUAUAAAUAAACUGUAGAAAGAAACAAAUAUUCAAGAAAGAGGUUUUUCUUGGCGUUUUCUUGAAUCUUAAGGGUUUUGAAUUUUCCCAAAAUCAAGAAUUUGGGAAAUUUUUCAAUUUUUUUGGGGUUUCAGUUAAAGAAUUCAAAGUGGGGUUUUAGGUUCAGGAAUAAUUAAGAUUAUACAUAUAUAUUAUAUUUAUACUCAUGACAUCAACAACUUUAAGGAGAAGGCUACAUCAUGGAGAUGUUGGUGGCAAAAAGAAUGAACAUUUUGAUUCUUUGGGGUCUGAUGAUGGUUUAAAUGAACCUUUACUUGGGUACCAAAAGUAUGAUGACAAUGAUCAGGUAUGUACGCUUGAAGAUGUGUUGGAUGAGGGACGAAGGCGAGAACGUCUGCACUGGACGCUGCUAUUUUCUCAUCUGAUUUCUGAAUGGGCACAAUGGUUAGCAAAUAUUGUCUUUGUGUCCGGGUCACUUCUUGGACGGAUUUUUCCUUUUGCCUCAACUCAAACCGGACCAACAGCAAAUCUUUUACCUCCUUUACUUAGCCCUUUACAGGAAGCAAGGCUCAAACAUCUCAAGCAAAGGCUAGCAAUCCCUUUUGAUGGUUCUUUCUCGGAUCAUCAAGAUGCUCUUAGGCAACUGUGGAGGUUAUCUUAUCCUGAUAGAGCACUUCCAUCUCUUAAAUCUGAGCUUUGGAAAGAAAUGGGUUGGCAAGGAUCUGACCCUUCAACAGACUUCAGGGGUGGAGGAUUCAUAUCAUUGGAGAACCUUAUCUACUUUGCCAAGACAUACCCGGAAUCUUUCCAGAACUUGUUGCACAAAAGAAAUGGGAACAGAUCUGAAUGGGAGUAUCCAUUUGCUGUAGCUGGCAUCAAUAUAUCGUUUAUGCUGGUCCAAAUGUUGGAUCUUCAAUCAGGCACACCUAGCACUGUUGCAGGUAUCCGCUUUCUAGAAUUACUCAGCGAAGAUGACAUGGCGUUUGACAACAUUUUUUGUGUUGCCUUUGAAAUGCUCGAUGCCCAGUGGCUAGCGAAGCGUGCAUCAUAUAUGGAAUUUAAUGAGGUUUUGAAGGCCACAAGAGUGCAGCUAGAGCGCGAGCUCGCUCUUGAAGAUACCUCAAGUGUAAAAGAUUUACCUGCUUUUAAUCUAUUGAGGAGAUAAUUUAGCUUUGUUACUCCAAGAUGUUAGUUUUUUCUUCUAAUUUUUACCCCUCUGUAACCACUGUAUAUGUUAUACACCAUGUUAAGAUCCUCUCUCUUGGAAAUAAAAACAAGUGCAUUAUGAAA
Molecule: messenger RNA, 1379 nt
Organism: Lycium ferocissimum
Lineage: Eukaryota; Viridiplantae; Streptophyta; Magnoliopsida; Solanales; Solanaceae
Exons: 9
Coding region: 295-1254 (319 amino acids)
Source: RefSeq, a predicted model, not a curated record